AUCGAAAAAGCGGAAAAAUCAAGAUUCAUUUUCUUUAUUUUCUUCUUCUAGGUUUCUGCACGGUUGGCUUUUACGAAUUCACUUGAAUUUCUUUGCGAUUCUUUUUCUUCUCCUCCUCUCUGCAUUCCCUACCGUCGGACGCUAGAAUCAAUUCAACAUGGAGGGAAAGGGUAACCUGGAAGCGGCGAUAGAGCAGUUGUUGAAUGUGGAGAAGCAGAUGAGGUUGGCUGGUGACGUCGCCGGUACUAAGAAGGCCGUCACUGAAAUUCUUCAACUCUGCUUUGAAGCUAAGGAUUGGAAGGUCCUUAAUGACAUGAUUUCCGUCUUGUCCAAAAAGCGUGGUCAACUCAAGCAGGCUGUGACAGCAAUGGUCCAACAAGCAAUGCAGUACAUUGACCUGACUCCAGAUCUUGAAACUCGUAUAGAGCUCAUUAAAACACUUAACAAUGUGUCUGCAGGAAAGAUAUAUGUCGAAAUUGAGAGAGCGCGGUUGAUAGAGAAACUUGCAAAGAUCAAGGAAGAACAGGGACUUAUAGCCGAAGCAGCAGAUUUGAUGCAAGAAGUUGCAGUGGAAACUUUUGGUGCCAUGGCGAAAACUGAAAAAAUUGCGUUCAUUCUUGAACAAGUUCGUUUGUGCCUGGACCGUCAAGAUUAUGUCCGUGCUCAAAUUCUCUCCAGGAAAAUCAGUCCAAGAGUCUUUGAUGCUGAUACUUCAAAAGAAAAGAAAAAACCCAAGGAAGGUGAGAAUGUUGUUGAGGAGGCUCCUGCUAAUAUACCCUCAUUAUUGGAGUUGAAGCGGAUCUACUAUGAAUUGAUGAUAAGGUAUUAUUCCCAUGACAAUGAUUACCUUGAAAUUUGUCGAUGCUAUAAGGCCAUAUAUGAGAUUCCCUCUGUCAGGGAGAAUCCAGUCCAGUGGAUUCCGCUUCUGAGGAAAAUCUGUUGGUACUUGGUUUUGUCGCCACAUGACCCGAUGCAAUCAAGCCUUCUUAACUCCACAUUGGAGGAUAAGAAUCUUUCUGAGAUUCCUAAAUUUAGGUUGCUACUGAAACAGUUAGUAACGAUGGAGGUCAUCCAAUGGACCUCCCUCUGGACUUCAUACAAGGAGGAGUUUGAGAACGAGAAAAACAUGCUUGGAGGUUCUUUGGUUGACAAAGCUGCAGAAGAUUUAAAGCAAAGAAUAAUUGAACAUAAUAUCCUUGUUGUUUCAAAAUACUAUGCGAGGAUUACCUUGAAGAGAGUUGCAGAGCUUCUGUGUCUCAGCAUCCAGGAAGCUGAGAAGCAUCUAUCAGAUAUGGUGGUGUCGAAAGCCUUAGUUGCCAAGAUUGACCGGCCAAUGGGAAUAGUCUCUUUCCAAGUUGCAAAGGAUAGCAAUGAUGUUCUCAACUCGUGGGCAAUGAACUUGGAGAAGCUGCUUGAUCUUGUUGAGAAGAGCUGCCAUCAAAUACACAAAGAAACCAUGGUUCACAAAGCUGCUCUGAAAGUCUGAGAAGGUGAGGCCUAAUUCAGUAUGUUCUUGGACAAAGUUGGCUUAGUCAAUUUCAAUUCAAACCCACCAGGCCGAGUUGAUCAAAGCGCAUUUCUUGGGUUCCGUUUUCCCGAAAAGUUAUUUAUUUUGUUGGUUAGGGAUGAAGAAUUUCAAUGUCCUAGAACCAUGGUAAAAAUUGUUGUAUACUACCCACAAAUGCUUGACCACUGUGGGAUGGCAGGACCGGAAUGGGCUUGUUUUAUAGCAGUGGAAAGAUAUUUUUCAGUGCUUUUAGCCCUUCUUUGUGAUGUUAUAAUCUCUCAUUUGACAUUGCCACUAAGACUCUUGCAUCAUAGUUUCCAUGGUUGGAUUGAGA
Molecule: messenger RNA, 1841 nt
Organism: Tripterygium wilfordii
Lineage: Eukaryota; Viridiplantae; Streptophyta; Magnoliopsida; Celastrales; Celastraceae
Product: 26S proteasome non-ATPase regulatory subunit 12 homolog A
Exons: 12
Coding region: 158-1486 (442 amino acids)
Cellular component (GO): nuclear proteasome complex; proteasome regulatory particle, lid subcomplex; cytoplasm
Source: RefSeq, a predicted model, not a curated record